Lasiosphaeria miniovina is the source of this 1209-nucleotide messenger RNA. RefSeq lists its product as uncharacterized. Bases 1 to 1209 code for a protein of 402 amino acids. Lineage: Eukaryota; Fungi; Ascomycota; Sordariomycetes; Sordariales; Lasiosphaeriaceae. The transcript has 2 exons. The record is from RefSeq and is a predicted model, not a curated record.
AUGAUUGAUCAAUGGUAUACGGCUAUUCACAAUCCAAAUAGUCCCUUGCGUCCCCCCCGACGGGGCCUUCAAGACAGAAGCCGCCCCUUGGCUAUCCGCCCCCGUUCAGAAAAUCCUUUGAUUGGCACUCCGGCCAACAAACCAAGGCCUAGAAAGGCAAUUAAAGCACCUCAGGCUCGGGUCAACAGCCUCGCGACAGGGGAUCCAAAUAACUGGAAGCCUCAUGGCGCCCCAGAUCGCAGCCCAACUGUUGACGUUUCGGUUCGGCCCCCCACGUCGAGCCACAAUGCCGACAACCAACAUGCCGAAGCCCAGCCGAUGUCUUUAGACUUCACAGGCCUGCAGGGCGAAAUCAAGAGAAUGGAUGCGGCAAGCCCUGCAACUAUUGUUGCCAAGCUCAACGAAGGAUGGGGAAGUUCCAACAGCCCCUUAAUGUACAAAGAACUCGAGAUGGAGAAGAGACGAUGGUUGCUCUCGGCUUUACGUAACCUGGACAAGGACCAGAAGAGGAAAGCCCCCUCGGUCGACUGUACAAAGGUUCUGGCGCUGUUCGAGUCAGAAGCAACUGCGUCAUAUCUGGCUACUCGUCACGCGGAGGUUAUUGUAACUCACAUUGCCCCCUCACCUCUGCCACUUGCACUUUUCCCAAACGUGGAACCAUUGUUCUCUUCAAUCAAUGCGACACCCCCAGUCGCACCAGACUCGUAUGCAUCAGUUUACUGCAUGUCUCUGCCAUCCAAAAUACCGAGUCGGGAGAUUCCUCAGCUGCUACAGAACAUCUACCGCUGUCUCGCUCCGAAUGGAGUGCUCCAUCUGGCCCUCAUCGACCCGACUCCCACCGCUGAAUCUGUCGGCCCUCGGAUGAGACAGUGGUUAGAGAAGAACUUGGUGGCAAAUCUGGAGCCACAAUACCAGUCAACCAGCAUUAUCAGGUUCUUCAACAAGUGGCUGGCGGACGCUGAACUACGUGGAUACGAUAGUAUCAAAACAACGGUGAAGUUUCGGGCCGUCCAUCGAGAGAAACCAGAUAACGCACCCAAUGCCGAGCUUCGAACCGCCCUUGGCAGAAAACUAUGGCAAGAUACUUGGGGGCCUUUCGUUCGUGGAAAUUUGUGGUGGUGGGACGACAAGAAAUGCGUUGAAGAAUGCGACGAAAUCGGCACCUACUGGAAGUACUGGCUGAUAGAGGCAGUCAAAGAGGUGGACUAA